CAAAAUAAGAAGGCGGAAGGGCACUGGAAGCGGAGGGUCCUUGUCCUUUUCUUAUAAACCCUGACAGACUAUCCGUUCCGAACCCUAGAACUUUUAAGAGACAAAUACGCUUUUGUUUUUCUCGGCCCCCAAGAAAACUGUCUCACUCUCUCUCUCUCUCUCUCUCUCUCUCUCUCGAUUGUAAUCAAUUCGAACCCGAUCGUUGUCCUCCGCAAUCCGUCGAUUCUGUUGCUUCCACUCCUCCUCGCCGCCCCAAUUUUCAUUUUGAAGAUAUUGAGGAUACAUAAAGAAGAGAAAUAUGGCUGCUACAGUGCAUCAAAACCCAAGACUUGUUCAAAACUUUGCUCGGAAUUUUUCUCUAUGGUCAAUGAAGAAGGACCCAUAUCUUGAAUCUGCUCUGUCAAAAAAUCGCCGAUGGAUAGUGAAUAAUCAAAUAAAAAACAUCAUCCUUAGGUGUCCUGAUCAGGUAGCAACAGUGACAUUCAUUCAGAAGAAGUUCAAGACCCUUGAUCUUCAAGGAAAGGCUCUCAAUUGGCUCAAAAAAUACCCAUGUUGCUUUCAAGUCUAUUUGCAAGGCGAUGAGUAUUACUGCCAGCUAACUAAACGGAUGAUUUCUUUGGUAGAAGAAGAAGAAUCUGUCAAAGAUAUGCAGGAACCUGUGUUUGUAGAGAGAUUAGCAAAGUUGCUUAUGAUGAGCUCCAAUCAAAGACUAAAUGUUGUUAAGCUUAAUGUACUGAGGCGGAACUUUGGUUUCCCAGAUGACUAUUUAAUUAGACUUGUGCCAAAGUAUUCUGAUGUGUUUCGGAUUGUUAAUUAUAGCGGGCGGCGGAGUUCCAUGGAGAUUGAGCUGGUGUCUUGGAAUCCAGAUUUGGCAGUUUCUGCUAUAGAAGCUUCGGCUCACAAGCAAGGAACUGAGCCAUGUUUCACAUGCUCAUUGCCUUCAACUUGGAGCAAGUCAUGGGAAAGAUUCCAUGAAUUUAAUGCGACUCCUUAUAUAUCACCUUACUUGGGCUCCACAGGCUUUGUGGAGGGAUCAAAGGAGAUGGAGAAGAGGACAGUGGCUUUGGUACAUGAGUUGUUGUCAUUGACUCUAUGGAAGAAAUCAUCCAUUAUGAAGCUGGCACAUUUUCGGAGGGAGUUCAGUUUGCCCGAGAAAUUGAAUGUUUUGCUGCUUAAGCACCCCGGCAUAUUCUAUGUCUCAAAUAAGUACCAGAACUAUACUGUCCUUCUUAGAGAAGCUUAUAAUGGGCAAGAACUGGUUGAUAAGGAUCCACUUGUUGUUGUGAAGGAGAAAUUUGGGGAACUUAUGCAGGAGGGGCUUCAUGAAUAUAACCGUAGGCGUCAUUUGGUAAAUCUAGAAGAAGAAGAAGAGAGGGUGGUUUUGGGUAGAUCAAAUGAAGGCAAGGACGUGAGCUCUGAGAUGUCUGACCCCGAGGAUCAGGGAGACACAGGAGGGUUGUUUGAUCCAGAAGAACGAAAGCGAUUCUAUAAAGUUCUCUUUGAUGACGGUGCCCCAUGACAAUAUCAUUCGGCAAGGAAGGAAUGAAACUUAUCCAACCGCUUGGCAAAGAGGAGGAAUCAAUAUCACCAGAAGAUGAUGUAGAAAACAAGCAAGCCCACUGAGGCCGGACUCCCAGUCCCCACUGCCUCACGUCAGCAAUGGCCAUCACCGUCUGUUCAUCUGGUUGAUAUUGUAUAUAGCCACUGUUUUACAAUCCUUCUCCUCAUUGGAGACUGCAAUCAGAUGCAAUAUCGAAUAGUCAUGGCGGUGCUUUCUAUGUUCCCUGCAUUGUGGGUUUGCAAUUCGGCUUGGUCUUAUAAAUGUUGUAAUAUAACAAGUCCUGCUUUAUUGUGCUGGCCUUGUGAUCUGCAGAAGUUAGGAGUAAGCUCAAGCUGGCUGAGAAAAAAAGUCGAGCAGAUGUUGGAGAAAUUUUUUCAAUAUUCAAGCUGGUACUCCCUGUGUGACCGCAGGGGAUGUCCCAAAGCAUACCAUCCUUCAUGUGUUAAUUGUGAUGAGGCCUUCUUUCGAGCCAAGGGUCGAUGGAAUUGUAGUUGGCACCUUUGUAGCAACUGUGAAAAGAGUGCACACUACAUGUGUUAUACAUGUACCUUUUUCCUUGUGCAAGGCGUGUAUCAAAGAUGCUGUUAUCUUAUGUGUUCGAGGAAACAAAGGCUUCUGUGAGACAUGCAUGAAAACUAUCAUGAUGAUUGAAAAGAAUGAGCAAGGAAACAAGGACAAGGAUGAAGUGGAUUUUGAUGAUAAAAGCAGCUGGGAGUACCUCUUCAAGGAUUAUUGGAUAGACUUAAAAGAGAAGUUAUCUCAGUUUGAUGUCCAGGCUCUCUUGCUGGAAUAUAUAAAAAGGAACAAACUUCGUGACCCUCGGCGAAAAAGUCAGAUAGUUUGUGAUACAAGGCUUCAAAAUUUAUUUGGGAAUCACUUUCUUGUAAAAGAAGAUGCUCACGCUGAUGAUCUUCAAGGGAGUGUUGUUGAUACCGAUGACAAUCAGUUGGAGGUUGAUGGCAACUCUGAUACCCCAGCACAGGCCAGUAAAGAUAAGAGACCUCAUUCUAAUAUGGACGACUUUGCAGCCAUUGAAAAUAUAUCAUUUUCUUCAUUUGUAUAAAGACACGUGUCAUAAAUUCAAUCGAAGACCGGUAGUUGAAAAAAUUUCUGUAGAUGAUGGGUCUAUCGAGCAACUUGGGAAGGCCUGGUCUUCCUUUACCGCCAAGUUUUUCAGACUUAAUCUGUUACACUUGUUAAGUAACCAAUUACUAGGAGCUGCAAAUCAGUAAUUCAUUGACAAUGUGAAAUUAGCUUGUGAAACUUGCAGUACUUGGACUAGAACCAAACAACCAACCACCCAGUUUGGUCCCAC
Messenger RNA from Malus domestica (apple), 2876 nucleotides. RefSeq names its product protein WHAT'S THIS FACTOR 1 homolog, chloroplastic. Gene Ontology annotation, molecular function: RNA binding. NCBI's taxonomy places the organism in Eukaryota, Viridiplantae, Streptophyta, Magnoliopsida, Rosales, Rosaceae. The record is from RefSeq and is a predicted model, not a curated record.